GAAUUCCAGGUUAUAUUUUAAGUGAUAAAUGCCAAAUCUCAUGAUAACAAGAUGUGUGACUCACCAGUUAUGCGAUCUGCCUUUAGCUUAAAUAGUUCAAUCUCCAGAUUUUCUGGUUCUGAAGCGAGUUACUACAAGUCAGACUCUCAAUUAGAUGUCGUUGAUGAAUCUUGCAGUGAUAAUUCAUCCUUAGAGGUGUGGGACUGUAGUGAAGAUGCUGAAAGUCUUGGAUCAUGUGCUAAAAACAGAGAUUCUUACCCAUACAGACUUCAGCUUGAGAAGGAUGUACAAAGGUUACAACAGAAGCUGCAUGAAGAGAUGGAACUCCAUAUUAUUCUGGAAAAUGCUAUUAAGAAAAAUGCUGUGAAGCUAUCCAGUUCAUCAUGUCUCCCACACCAUGAAGGUGAACCUCGUUUAUCCAGUUUCGGCCUUAUGAAAAAUAGCAGAGAUGGAAAAAGCUAUAGUACCAACUUAGCAUACACCCCACCUGAGUUUCUGUAG
Messenger RNA from Pistacia vera, 501 nucleotides. Its product is annotated as serine/threonine-protein kinase BSK8-like. Gene Ontology annotation, molecular function: protein kinase activity; ATP binding. The transcript is spliced from 5 exons. Gene Ontology annotation, biological process: brassinosteroid mediated signaling pathway; protein phosphorylation. The coding region runs from base 52 to 501 and encodes 149 amino acids. The record is from RefSeq and is a predicted model, not a curated record. Lineage: Eukaryota; Viridiplantae; Streptophyta; Magnoliopsida; Sapindales; Anacardiaceae.